UCAUUCACUAAUGUCCCUUUCUUUGUUGAAGUCAAUAGCCCAAACCAGAAGGUACAAAAUAAGAGAGUCAAGUUUUCUCGAAGAAGACAUCGCUUUUACCCUAAAGUUGCCUUUAAUCUCAAGAAUUGACUUCCUUCAAGCAUUAAGAAGACUUUUGGCACACUAGCACAAAAGUAAAAAGAUAUUAGUCCAGCUGCUUCCAAACGAUACUUCUAGACAAAUCGGAUCGAAGAGGAAUUCCAUGUCCACAGCGAAAGGUGCUCCACUAGAUCUCAAAAAUAAAAUCAAGCUCCCAAUCUGUGCUAAAGCAAAGCUACUGGUCAGCAGAAAUAGGAAAAAUAUUCCAAAAUUUGACACAAUGGAAAUUGUUAAAUUAAAAGACAUGAUGGCCAAAGAAGACAAACACCUUGAAACUUUUGACGCUAAAAAUGAUACUAGCGACUUAUUAAUAGAUGGAAAUAAGCAACUUCUCAAUCAAAAGCCUAGAAUUGAGCGCCAAAGUAGAAAAGUAGUGUUUCAUUCAACCAGGACCAAAUUCUAUAGCCCAGUUUGGUUUAAAAGCCCGAACAUAUUUCUAAAGUCACCAAAACCUUCAUCAAAGCCAUUGAAAUUAUUUAAAAAUAGCCAAAAUUUUAUGAGAAAGCCUAAGCAUAAGCGAGGAUCAAUGGCCUCAUCAAAUUGUAGCAAGAAGACGAGAGAAGAAGCAAAGGGUUUCCAAGGGAUUGAUUCCAGGAAGUUCUUCGCUGAUUUAUCCAACAUGGGAGAACUAAAUGAACUACAGAAUAUCAAAAAGAUCAACUUUGUUGAUGGAUCAGCAAAUAAGAUCCUUGAGAGGGAUUACACAAAGAACGCAUUAGGAGAUUUACUCAAGAUUUCACAUUUUCUGAAGGACCAAGACGCUCUAUUCCAAAAGAAUUAUGGAAACAGGUCAUACAAGCAUCCUCGAAAGAGCUUCUAA
This is a messenger RNA of Moneuplotes crassus, 958 nucleotides long. The record is from the annotation of a GenBank genome assembly. Lineage: Eukaryota; Ciliophora; Spirotrichea; Euplotida; Euplotidae.